AUGGACCAUUCACGUGUUCGUAAUGUUUAUAAAGAUGAAGAAGCUGAAAAACCAAAAACGUCAAGUCAAUUAGAAUCGAGACGAAUACCACGACGAAAUGCUCUCGCUGAUAUAUCAACUGUAUCGACGAAUGCAAAUACAACAUCUCAAAAACAUCAAUAUAAUCAAUUAGCUGAACGUGUUCGACAACUUCAAAAAGAAAUUGUACCAGAUUUUGCCUAUCAAAGAACACCAUCAUUUUCACCAUAUUCAUCUUUAACACCAAGUUCUACUGGUAGCAAUGGAAAUCUAUCAACGUAUCCACAUCAACAAAAUAUUUCAGUUAGUUCAGGUUCAUCAAGCUCAUCUGUACCUACUCAACGAUUUGGUUUAUCAUCGAGAAUUCUUGAACGAGCUCAUCAAAUUCCUGAAAGAUUUUGGAUCGAUUGGCAGCAAAAACAAAUGCAAGAUCGAAUAGAUGAAUUGGAAUAUAUUAAAAAUAAUUUAGGUUGUAGUCCAGGUUCAUCCUUACAUACGGAUGAAAAUGGAAUAGAUUAUUCACCCGAAAACUCUCAUCGUAUUAAUGAUGAUAUUCGUCGAAGAAGUGUUUUAUAUUCACAUGAAGCACAACGAUUAGCUAAUGAACGUCGUACUAGUCUUGCUCGAACAACAACCUUUGAUGAAAUCAUACCAAAACAAAAUAUUGAAGAAACAUCACCUGUAUUUGAUAAUGAUGAUCAAAGUUCAUUUAAUUUCGAUCAACGAUCAGAUAAAAUUGAUGAUAUAGCAGAUCUAAGUGAUCUAGAUGAAAAUCCGCCUAAAGCAAUUAAUCCGAUUUCAUCCGUUCAACAAUUUCAAACAACUCUCGAUCGUUCUCGUUUAACAAUCUCCUUACCAUUUACUUAUACUAAUGCACGAGAACAAAUCAUAUUUCCUACUAAUUAUCGUCAAAUAUCUGUUGAACCAUUAUUAGAAAAAGUCAUUGAAGUUAGUAGUGAUGAUGCAAUGGAAACAAUAACAUCACCAACGAAUAGUAUUGAAGAUGUUGCACAAAUAAAUACUGAAGUUAAUUUAACUCUACUUAAACGAGAAGAUCCACAAAAAAUUAAUCCAUUAUAUUAUACAAAAGCAACUGUUAAUCGUAAUAUUGAAUUUCGUAAAUUUCGACCAUUAUUAUCUCGAAAUAAUAUGAAUUCAAUUCAUAAAGAUACAACAAUUUCUAUACCGAUAUUUAAAAGAAAGGAGAUUAAUGAUAGUCGAUCAUCAUCACCGGCACUCUCCUUUAAAUCAACUCGUUCAAGAUUUUCAUCUAUAACUGAUUGUGAAGAUCUUAAUGAUGAUAUUCAAUCUCUUUCAGGUUGGUAA
Messenger RNA from Adineta steineri, 1344 nucleotides. Lineage: Eukaryota; Metazoa; Rotifera; Eurotatoria; Adinetida; Adinetidae. The record is from the annotation of a GenBank genome assembly.